GCCGUAUUUAACGAAAGGCGUGGCUGAAAGCUUAGGGACUCUUCCAAGUUUUUAUUGAGCGCUCUAUCGCGUACGAUUACCUUUACAUAUAUUUAAUUAGUUUAUUUAAAUCAGAUGGAUUUCAGCGAAGAUAUCUUGAGAAGACGCCUAGUUAAGUAUAAAUUCAGAGACCUUACUAUCGAAGAACUGAUGAAAGUUCAUAAGAUGUAUCCCAGCUUCAAGCCCUCCAUGGAUACCUACACUUUCAGUGAUGGCAGUCAGAAAGAUCUAUUAAACCUUAUUGGCACAAUUCCAGUUAAUUAUCAAGGUCAGAUAUUUAAUAUACCAGUGCGUUUCUGGAUUUUGGAUUCAUACCCAUUUGCACCACCAAUCUGUUUCUUAAAGCCAACUUCCAGUAUGGUGAUCCGGGAAGGGAAACAUGUUGAUGCCCAAGGAAGAAUAUAUUUGCACUAUCUGCAUAGUUGGAAACAUAAAAAUACAGACAUAACUUGUCAUCUGUAUCAGAGACCUUUGAGUAACACAUCUUUAAAAUAUGCUUUGAAUAGGGUAGUAGGUCUUGCCACACAUCUUUUUGCUGCAUCUGCAAUACCUGUUUAA
Protopterus annectens (West African lungfish) is the source of this 597-nucleotide messenger RNA. Its product is annotated as ubiquitin-conjugating enzyme E2 variant 3-like. Gene Ontology annotation, biological process: protein modification process; protein transport; endosome to lysosome transport. Gene Ontology annotation, molecular function: ubiquitin binding. The coding region runs from base 115 to 597 and encodes 160 amino acids. The transcript is spliced from 5 exons. Gene Ontology annotation, cellular component: ESCRT I complex. Lineage: Eukaryota; Metazoa; Chordata; Ceratodontiformes; Protopteridae. The record is from RefSeq and is a predicted model, not a curated record.